Messenger RNA from Aegilops tauschii subsp. strangulata, 1695 nucleotides. Its product is annotated as protein DUF642 L-GALACTONO-1,4-LACTONE-RESPONSIVE GENE 2. NCBI's taxonomy places the organism in Eukaryota, Viridiplantae, Streptophyta, Magnoliopsida, Poales, Poaceae. The record is from RefSeq and is a predicted model, not a curated record.
AACCCCGGGUUGCGACAAGUGGCACGCUGCAUGUGCGCCACUUGUCGCGACCUGAGAAAGUGGAGUGUUUUUGCAACGAGUACUUCUUAAUUAGUGAUUUCGCCUUCUUGUGCCCUGGAACCGAGGCUGCUGCACUGCAUAGCCCACAUAGCGGGCCACUUUGCCAAUGGCGCGUCGCCCCCAAACCCCGAGGCUGCUGCACUGCAUUGGGCGCUGUGGAGGAAACUGAAGCGUAGAGCAACCGGAAGCGAGUGAGACCCGGGGGAUGCUUGGCUGUCCUUCUCGUGCCCUGGAACCCGGCCCCCUCUUCUCGCCUUCCAUUGCCAGCCUAGCCAAGUUGCCAUGCAUGCAUUGUAAAGGGAAGCCACUGCUCGCUCAUCGACCAGUCCCUGUUUAAAAGCUCCAGCAGAGUUGAGGCCUGCGAGCUCAGGAGAGCGCUCGCCAGACACGCAGAGAUCGAGAUGGGCAUGGCGGAGGGGAUGCGACGCCGGUGCAUGACACUGCUCGUGCUCGUCGGCGUUGCUGCUCGGGCGGUUUCGGCCGUCACGGACGGCCUACUACCCAACGGCAACUUCAAGGACGGGCCAGCCAAGUCCCAGCUGAACGGCACGGUGGUGAUGGGGCGCCACUCCAUACCCAACUGGGAGAUCUCGGGGUUCGUCGAGUACAUCCAGUCGGGGCACCAGCAGGGAGGCAUGGUGGUGGCGGUGCCGGAGGGCGCCAGCGCCGUGCGCCUGGGCAACGACGCGUCGAUCCGGCAGAACAUCAGAGUCACGCGGCGUGCCUACUACUCCAUCACCUUCAGCGCGGCGCGCACCUGCGCCCAAGCCGAGAAGCUCAACGUGUCCGUCGCCGCGGAUUCCGGCGUGCUCCCUGUCCAGACCGUGUACAGCAGCGGCGGCUGGGAUUCCUACUCAUGGGCCUUCAGGGCCAAGCAUAGCGCCGUGUGGCUCGCCAUCCACAACCCCGGCGCCGAGGAGGACCCGGCGUGCGGCCCCGUCAUCGACGCCAUCGCCAUCAAGACCCUCCAACCUCCCACGAAAUCCAAAGGUAAUAUGCUGAGGAAUGGCGACUUUGAGGAUGGGCCGUACAUCUUCCCGGACUGCCCGUGGGGGGUUCUGGUGCCGCCGAUGGACGAGGACAGCUGCUCGCCGUUGCCGGGAUGGAUGAUCAUGUCGAGCACCAAGGUGGUCAAAUACGUGGACGCGCCGAGGUACAGGGUGCCGCACGGCGCCCGGGCCGUCGAGCUGGUGGCCGGAAGGGAGGCCGCGCUGGUGCAGGAGGUGGCGACCGUGGCCGGGAGAUCGUACAGGCUGCAGUUCUACGUCGGGGACGCGGCCAACGGGUGCAAGGAGUCCAUGGUCGUGGAGGCCUAUGUGGCGGCGGCGAGCCUGAAAGUCCAGUACCAGUCCCAGGGCACGGGAGGGUACAGGCGCGCCAUGCUCGAUUUCGUGGCGGUUGGGAACCUCACGCGUGUGGUGUUCCAGAGCCUUCACUACCACAUGAAGGUCGACGGCACGCUCUGCGGGCCGGUCGUGGAUGACAUCUCUCUCGUCAGCGUGCGCAAGCGCGCGGCUCGCCGACUGUUAAUGUGAACUCGAUUAGUCGAUGUACUAGUACGAUGCAGAGGCCGGGGUUGUCCUCCUUUAAAAGAAAACGGUACGAGGCUACCAUUCGAAUUUUCCAUAACUUUAA